AAUUGCUUCAGCCACUUUAACGGUUUUAUAUAACUUUCCAGUUUACUGAAAAAGGAAAUUUUUCUUUUAGUUGGGGAUUUUCCUUAUUUUUGUUUUCUUUGCCUGGAUCGUAUGUUUUUUUUUUUUAUGUUCGCGUCGUGCGAGGGCUACCUACGGAGUAGUGUAUUUAUUUGUAUGUCUUUUGUUGGAGCCCUGGUUGAGAGUAAAUUUUUUCGGCUGCAUUCUUUGUGAGCACGCGUUUGGAGAACACUUGCGAAACAUCAGAAUAAAAAGGAGAGCAUAUGAGAUGCUGUCCAUUCAUCUGAACCUGAAGAUUCAACAGACAUGAAUCAAGAUCUGUCUGAAUUGGAUGCUUUGGACAGGAAGAACAGUGGCCAAGGUCACCUGCACCUUGCAACCUUUGAUGGUGAAGUUAAAACAUUGAAGUGCUUUCUCCAGGAAGGAGCAGACCUCAGCUUCUGCAGUCCAGCUGGUCUGGGAAUGCUUUAUUAAUUUUUUAAAGGGACAUUUAAAAAAAUAUUAAGAUUAUUGCUAUUCUGCAUCGACAUGGUGCUAACCGCUACACCAAAGUUCUGCACGAUAAAACACCAUUGGACUUUGCAUGGAGUCCUGAUGCCGUCCGAGCGCUGAAUACAGCAUUCAGAACCUGCAUCUGUGCUGGAGAAGGCAGUGGCUGCGUGCAUUUGCACGCAGGGUGCUUUUGACAGCAGGAAAGGAGGCACGGAAGUGGACUUCAAGCAAGGCCUGCCACAGAAAGGUCCCGUGGCAGGUGGUGACGACUCCCAACCGUGUCCUCUGCCAUGAAAAACUGCCUGCAAAGAAGUCAAUUGCAGAAAGUGGUGAACAGUCCUGGCUCGGCCCGCUUGACCUUGCAUUUCCAGUCUGUUAAGACAAGUGAUGAUAAGGAGUUGCUCCCGAACCACACUGUCCCAGUGUACCAUUCUUCAGUCUCGUCCAGACACCUUCCCUGUUUUUCCAGCAUGGAAGCUCGAGCAGACGGAUAUACCUAUAAUGGGAAAAAAGAAGAACCUUCCACCACAACUAUUACCUCAACAGCAGCUGACGUAGUGUCUUCCAGCAGUCCUCUGACUGGCAGUGAACAGGGUCUGGCUUCAAUGGCCGAACCUUCUACCCUAAAUGGUUCAGCUUCUGACACGCAUGGUGAAGAUGCCCUUGCAGAAGAGCCACUCCGCAAACGUCGACGCAGCAGCAAUGACAGCACUAAUGGCACCCUCACACCCACAGGCAAAGGGCGCUCUUCACGUGGUGAUAAGGCACGGGCUUCAGACAGUGAUGCUGCGUGCCCUCGUAAACGAGGUAACAAUUCAAGUUCAGACACAGAAAGUGGCCCCAGUGAGCAAGAGAUGGAUGGUGACCCUACCACCCAGGACUCUUAUGGAAAUGGACAUUCUCCCAAAGUGCCACCACUCAAGAUAGUGUUGCCUUCAAGUGGCACAGGUAAUCUUGAAGGCACUGAACCAGCUGGUGGUGCCAACUCCAAGGAGCGCAAGGUUUCCUCAAGCAAGCCUGCCUUGCCUUAUGUAGUGAAUGCUGCGGAAUCCUUGAGUGAAGGAUCUCCCAGUGAGCAGGCUGUGGAAGAGAAGGAGCGACGGCGAGAAGAAGAGCGCUGUCAGCGGGUCACGCGUAGUAGCCACAGGGCUGCCUUGACCCAUGAGGAAGAAGUGGAGGAUGCACCUGAGGUACACCCUCGUAAGCGCAAGCUGAGGGCUCGGGAAGAUCAGCAGCAGCCACAACAGCAGCAGCAGUCACCUCAGCAGCAGCAGUCGCCACAGCAGCAGCAACAGCAGCAGCAGCAGCAGCCACCACAGCAGCAACAGCAGCAACAGCAGCAACAGCAGCAACAGCAACAGCAGCAGCAGCAGCAACAGCAGCAGCAGCCACAACAGCAGCAGCCACCACAGCAGCAGCAGCAGCAGCAGCAGCCACUACAGCAGCGGCAGCAACAGCAAGAGCAACAGCAGCUGCCACUACAGCAGCGGCAGCAACAGCAGGAGCAGCAGCAGCAGCAGCAGCAGCAGGCAGGCGUAGCUUCUCCUUUAGAGCCUCCACAUCUCAUGGAGGAAAUGAAUCAACCAGUCACCAAUGGCUUCCAGAUGUAUCUGGAUAUCCGCAAACAAGUGGAGAAGCGGCGUCAGGCCAUGCUGGUUGUGCACCCCAAACCACCCCAAGGUUUCAAGGACUACCUUCUCAAUCGUGGCUCCUAUGUCCUUGAAGGAAACCCGUCAUCACGCCUCUCUGUGCCCAUGAUUCCACUGCCACAGUCACUGAGUGGGUCUCCAAUGCGGGACCUGUUUCUAGACCAGGAACGUGAGCGAUACAAGUUGAGGUUGCAGCACCUGAUUGAACGGGAGAAGUUAGUUUUGUCGGCUGAGCAAGAAAUUCUUCGUGUGCAUGGGCGAGCUGCCCGUGCAAUUCAAAAUCAGGCUGUGCCUCUGUCUGCUUGCAGCAUACUCAGGGAUGAGGAAAUCUACAAUGUCCUAAAGCCAGAGCAGAUGUGUGUCAAAAGUCCUGAAUCUAUCCCAGACAAGAAGGAUGAUAAAGACAAGAACGUGCGAUCUAGGUAUAAUGGACGUCUCUUCUUGUCGUGGCUGCAGGAUGUUGAAGACAAGUGGGAAAAAACAAAGAAGGAGUCCUAAGAAGGAGCUCCUGCAGCCACGCUCUGCUUCAAGAAUGCGCUGCAGAAGAGCUGUUUUCACACAAUCCAGGUGAAUGUGGAGCAACAAGCAAGAAGACUAAAGUCAGCUGGUUUUCUGGACCAUGUAACAUUCUCUUCAGGCACUCUUCAGCGUUUCACUUUCCAACAAGCAAGGCAUAUGCGUGGCUACUUCAUCAUUAUUAUGAUGCACUGCACGAGUAAAGAAUUAUGACAUGCAACACUUCAUCUGUGUUGAAAGGCAGUUUAUUAAAAUUUGAAGGAUAAAUAAAAAGCUGCAAGUGCUCAUGUUAAUGCUCGCCUAUGGCUGCAUUGUUCGGACUUCUGCAUUCUACUUUGUUUCAAUCCUAAUGAAGUGGUCAAGGAAAGCAUAGGACAGAUUAACUGUUUAUUUAAUUGAAAUGUAGAAAUGAUGAGGAAAGUGGGCGAAAAGACAACUUGCCACAGGUGGGAGCUGAACCACCCACAUGUUACACAUGUGAUGCUCUACAAAUUUAUCUACCGCGGCGGCCAUUCCCUUCUAGACUUUCUCAGUUAUUGGUUGAAGUGCAUGUACCUUUUAUAUGGUUGAUUACAUGCCCAUGUCUGCUGCUCAAAGGCCUUCAAGAUUUUCGAUGUGGUUCCGUGCAAGAAUAUAACUCGGUGGGCUAUUGACUCGAAGCCCAUUGAAACUGCCCCUGUGGCAACCUCCGCUUUGCCACUGAGUCACUAGGUGAUCGUUCCAGUGUCCUUUGGAAUGCCUGUGUGACACCAGUAUAAGAAAGGAAUAAAAAAAAAAGAAGAAGGCUUUGUAUAAAGUCUUUUACAGUUUCUUUCUGAACAAUAGGUAUAGCAUUGAUAGCGAUGCACACUUCAUCAUUUAGUUUCAGCUGGAUGCUAUAUACGCACUGAGUUGCACCUUUGCAAUUUAUGGCACCCUGCAAUCUUAAGUCUUAUCUUAAAUGGUGCACAACCAUAUACCACCAAAUCAUUUGGGACAUACGCGAUAGAGCAAUGCGUGUGUUAGGUGGUAGAAUACAGCGUGAUCAAAUGAUCUCUCUUACUGUAGCAGUCUUGCUGUUCGUGCAUGCUGUGAAUUAGCAUAUGGGAUCUGUGAAUGUGUGGUUAAAUGGAGAUAGAAAAAAAUGACAAUUUUUAGGGCUGCAAGUUCUGUCACAUGCCAAUUUUUUAACUUGAGCUUUAAUUGCAUUGCAUCUAAGGCAGGUAGUGGGUGGGGUUUCAUUAAAAUAUUUGUGCAAAAGCAUAGUUUCAAUCCAUUGACACGUUGACCAUAGUUUCAAUUCAUUGACUCGUAAUGACACGUUCAAGUUUUCACUUUUCCCACGUGCGAUCAGAGAAUGGAAUCUCCUCCACUCAGACAUAGUUUCCUCUCCGUCACUUUCAUCGUUCAUCAACCUACUAGAGACAUCAAACAGAGAAGACACCACUUAACACACCUACAUAUCUCAAUCUUAACCCACAUAUCUCUAAUACUUAUUUCUGUGCGUGGAAUUUCUGCAUUUCAACCCCCAAACUCGCCGCUUCUGCGCGGUUAUCUCUUAGCUGUAUACGCUCUCUAAUCUUACAGGUGUCAUUCAUUUGCUAUUUUUUAUAUAAAUUCUAGUAAUACAAUAUUGUUAUAUUGUUAUACCAACUACAUUGUUAUAUUGUUAUAGCCAUAUUGUUAUACCAACCAAAAGUAUUGUAUUAUUGGUGAUUUCUGCAGUAGUAAAGAAGCGUUUUCCUUCUUUUCUUCUUUUAAUGUACCAUGUAACAUGACCUGUUCGUUUCUUUCUGUAAAAUUGUGCCCACCUGCUUUGGUCUCAACUGAGACUGGCAG
Dermacentor andersoni is the source of this 4493-nucleotide messenger RNA. The record is from RefSeq and is a predicted model, not a curated record. Lineage: Eukaryota; Metazoa; Arthropoda; Arachnida; Ixodida; Ixodidae.